This is a messenger RNA of Chroicocephalus ridibundus (black-headed gull), 3734 nucleotides long. It is a transcript of the gene IL12B, whose product is annotated as interleukin 12B. Gene Ontology annotation, molecular function: protein binding. The transcript is spliced from 11 exons. The record is from RefSeq and is a predicted model, not a curated record. Bases 1148 to 2095 code for a protein of 315 amino acids. Lineage: Eukaryota; Metazoa; Chordata; Aves; Charadriiformes; Laridae.
UUAAGAAGAUACAAACCAGAGUCCACACAACCCUGUUCCACCGGCAGGAGCUGCUGAGAACACGGUAGCACUGUUGAGUUGAGCACUGCACAUGAGUUUGCAUCAGAACUUACAGGUUCUUUCCCUGACGUAGAGAAAUGAGGUCGCAGAGCUGUGCUGACAGAGACAGGUAAAACCCUUCCCCACCAACUUGUGCACAGGCACGCUUCCCCUGCCGGCUGACUUCUGAAGAUACGAGUCACUGAAAUCACAGGUUUUCUGGUCUUUAUAUUUCACUGGAUCCAAUUACCCUCCUGUCCCCAGCAAAUGUGUUUUCUUCCCUUUAUUCACUGGAUCUAAAGGUCUUGAAAUUACUUACUUUCUCUCCAUCUUCCAGCUGGAAGCUACAUGGAGAUACCCUUUACCCCAUCAGCUGGCCCACUGUGACAGCAGUGUCCGUGGCUCCUGGGAUAUGAUCUUCUACAGACCUGUUACUUUUGGCUCUGGAGAUGAUUUGAAAGUAGAAACACCGUUGACUCAAAGUUGACUUCUGUGGAAAGCUGUGUGGUGGCUCCAGGAACACGGCUGUCUUCAUACCACAUCCUGUGCCUGUGCUGUUCCUACCAGCCGGCUCACGGAGCGGUGCCAGGCUCGUGAUGCUGACCACAACCUGCAGCGGGACUGGCCCCUUCAGCCAGCACGAAGCUCCCUGCAGAUCUGGAUGGAAGUGUCCUUCUGUGAGGAUGCUCACAGUAGUUAAGUAACAAAUUUAAGAGAGAUCUCGUUCCUGCUCAAGUCCAGGAAUUUACUGACAUUGGUCAACAAUUUCAUCUGCGUGACAGACAUUUUUUCUACGGACCUGUUGUGGUGCACUUACUCAGGAUGAUUUGCAUCAGGAUGAUGUCAGAGCCCAGGGAGGAGCAAGAGAGCACAAUUCCCAAUAUGAGCAACUCCAGGCACAUCCUCAUACUCCAUGGCAUGAUGCUCUGCCACUAUGUAAAAAAGGAACUCAAGCCACGUGUUGCAAUUCUGUGGUAUUGCGGUGAAACAGAGCAUCCCUUUCCUUUCAGAGUUUAGAAGUAUUUAUAAGGGAGCCAGCGCUUUGCUUCCUUCAGAUCACAAACCCAACCUGCUUGGCAACUUCAGCUAACAGGCAUCGCAGGAGAAGAUGUCUCACCUACUAUUUACCUUACUUUCAUUAUUUUCCUUUGCUGCCCUUCUGGAAGCGCAGUGGAAACUGAGGGAAAAUGUGUACGUCAUAGAAUCAGAGUGGAAUGAUGAAACACCAGCUAAAAGAGUGGAGCUCACCUGUAACACACCUGAUGAUGCACUGCCAGUUUACUGGAAAAAGGGCACUGAACUGAAAGGAACUGGAAAGACUCUGAUUGCCGAAGUGAAAGAGUUCCCAGAUGCUGGCAACUACACCUGUCUGACAGCUAAUACCCAUGAAAUUGUCAGCUAUGAUUUCUUCCUCAUAACUAAAAUAGACUCCAAUGGGCAAAUGAUAAGGUCAAUUCUGAAAAGCUUUAAAGAGCCAAACAGGACAUUUUUAAAAUGUGAAGCAAAGAACUACUCUGGAAUUUUCAUAUGUUCAUGGAUGACAGAAAAUGAGAGUCCAAAUGUGAAGUUCACAAUCAGAAGUCUAGAAGGCUCUCAAGGAGACGUAACCUGCAGCAGCCCUGUGGCUCACACUGAUAAAUCAGUGACUGAAUACACAGUCCAGUGCCAGAAAGAAAACUACUGUCCAUUUGCUGAAGAGCACCGGCCAGUUGAGAUGUUCCUGGAGGUCAUUGACGAGGUGGAAUAUGAGAACUACACUAGCAGCUUCUUCAUCAGAGAUAUCAUAAAACCUGACCCACCUCAAUGUCAGCAUGUGGCCACAAAUGGAACAGUGACCUGGACAUAUCCCAGAACAUGGAGCACACCAAAGUCCUACUUCCCUUUGACUUUCAGGGUCAAAGUUGAAAGUACAAAGAAACGCAAAAUCCAGGUCUAUGAUGCUGAGGAGCAGUCUAUUCAGAUUCCAAUGACUGGGCCAAAGGACAAGAUCUCUGUGCGGGCCAGGGACCGCUAUUACAAUUCAUCCUGGAGCGAAUGGUCUUCACAUUGCAGAUAACCAGUAAGAGAUUCUAAAAGAAUGGCACAAUGCUCUUAAAGAAAGCAAAGAAUGAAUUAGCACAAGAACAUAAGCAUAAUUACAAGAAAAAUACGCAUUUGAGAUUAUUGAGAAGCUGUACUAUAUCUUUUUUUGUAACAGAUUAAUAUGGUUCUGAUUUUAGCAUCUCUUUUAAAUUCCCCUGAUUUGAGUAAGACCUUUAGCAUACUUCAUGUUAUAUUAACAUGUAUGGUAUUUUGAUACAUUGCUGUCAGCUUUUAUUGUAGGUUCUGCAUAUUAUUGUAUUGCAUUUAUUUAUUUAUUUAUUUAUUUAUUAGUAUUUAUUUACUCUAUGUGACUUGCAAUGCCAGAUGAUAGCAACCACUAUUUAAACUGUUUCAUGUGUUAAUUUAUUUGGAAAGUAACUUACUUGAAAGAACUUUUUUAGUGUUCUAUUAUUUAACUAUUUAAUUAUUUUAAUAUUUAUUUAUUUAUUUUUAUUUAUUUUGUUGAAAUGUAUCAGCAUAGAAAGCCUUGGCUGCAUGAGGUAGCCAAAUCACAUAUUUUAGCCAUCCUCAUUGUCCAAUCUGAUUGCCGAUGUUUUAGUAAAAGAAGGAAUUGCAAGUUCUGAGUCCUAGAAGUGUUAGCUGCUGCAUUCUGUCAGCUGUCUGUGCUUACAUCAUGUUGAUGCCCAGCUGGUGAACACUGCAAAUAGUUGUUGCAUGAGAGACCAACCACUCUCAAAGCCCUACACUUGCAGCUGAACCCAAGCUGCAGUGGCAGCAAUGGGAGUGCUGGCGUGGAGGCAGCUUUGAGGUGCUGUGGUUGAGAGUCCUGUUGGCACCUCUCAUGAACAUGAGAGGAAACGGGAGCCAACAGUGGAAUACAACACCUCCUAAACAGAACUCCCUCUCUUUCUUGUCUGUGAUCAUUGGAGGCUCUUUAUUCAGUGACCCAUGUGUACCCAGUGCAUCUCUUACAGUGGAGUUUUCUGCCAAUAAAAUCAAUUCAGAGCUGCUGUGCCACAGGCAAAACCACAGGGCACGACUAGUCAAGAAUCUGCAACUGAAACCAAGGCAGCUUAAAUUAUUUCAAAGUUUAACUGUGGUGUAUCUGAUAUUUCAGAGAGCAGUCGGUAGCUGAUUUUAUAUAUGGAUGUUAAGCAUCUAAUUAAAGUUAGAGUUUUAGAAUACAGACUUUUAUAGUUCAUUUUGAAAGUAUUUCCCUAGUAUUGCAACAUGUGCUAGGUGUCUUCACAGAACCUUAGGAAAAAAACCUCAAGUCCUAGUUCUGAACUGCUUACAGUGUAAGUCCCCGGGUCUGGAAAGAAGCAGAAGCAUGUGUUCAAGCCUGUACAUUUUUGUCAAACCACCUAAGUCCUGAAUUUCAGGAGGGCAAAGUACAUUAAAAUAUCUUUGAGGAUUUAGCCCUUAAUUCCUCAUACAGGAUCACUGAAAUUAAAUAAUUACUUCCAUUGUGACCAUGCUUCCUUUUUCCCCAGUCUUAUAAAUGGGUGGCUAUUUAAGAUAUUUAAAUAUUGAAAUGUUGGAAGUAUCUGAUAUUUCAGAAAACUGAUGGUAAUCUUUCUACAAGUGCCGUUAGUAUUUAUUAAGUGUACAUAUCUUAUUUUUGCUAUAAAUGCAAUUACUUGCUUGUUUUA